AUGGAUCUCUUCUCCUUAAUUCUCGUUUUUUGGAACUUCCACAUCCUUAUACUACAAACAUGUGCCUCCUUAACACGGUUUCCUGCUCCCCAUGCUCCUAUGCUAGCGCCCCAGGAGCCUCUUCAAGAAACGCAGGAGCAACCGGAGCAGCCAGAGCAACAGGAGAAAAAAGGAGGACCGAAUGCUGACUGUCCGCUCCUCCAACUGCCAGUAGAAUUGAUGUUCAUAAUUGCCGAACAACUUCCUCCGUCUGACCGACCCGUAUUCUCCCAGGCUUGCCGCGCAUUGCGAGGUACUCUAGGCGACGGCUUAGCUGCCCAUUUGUCGGGCGAGGAGUAUUGCGAAUACCUUGCGCUUGUAGCUCGUGGGAAGCCUAAUCAUUGGGUUUGCGAGGCGUGCCUGAGGCUCCAUCCAAUUACUGAAUUAGACACGCCUCAUGACCCAUGGCGUCUGUCUUGUCCUCUUGGAUGGGACGACUGGCGCCAGAAUGCCUACGGGCAAAACUGGUACCCACUCAGUAGGCGCCUUUUCCGUGCUGACCACCGCCAUAUCCAACUUACAUUGAAAUAUGUGCGUCUGAACAUCCGUUCUCACAUGGGUUAUCUCGCCAGGCUACUCAAGCCAAUACACUACAACACAUCCCGGGAAUGCACGCGGUUGGGCGUUAGACCAUACACACUUUCGAGGACAUAUACGGCUACCCCCAAAAUCGUGUUGGGGGACGACGGAAUUUCGAGAUACCUGCUGCAAUCCAAAUGGCAUUUCCCAGACAGUUUCCCGAGAAUGUGCGCCGAAACUGUAGGGGAUCUGACUAUAUGCUCCCAUUGUAAUCUCCGUUUUCAUACAAGGGGUUUUCCAGUCUCUGGAGUAGCCACUCUUGAGAUGGUCCUCGAUUUUCCCAUGUGGCUUCAUGGAGGUCGAGACAUGCCGAGAAUAUUCCAUUGUAUUCAUUGCCGCACCGAUUUCCGUGUGACGAAAUCCUUUAACGAUAUCACGAUCUUUGCUUGGCGGGACUUCGGGCCUGAGUGCUCUCCCCUUAAUACAAUUUGGAGGGCGCACGUAUCGAACCCAGGGCAAAGGCCGGUGGGCUGGCAUGUCGAGCAUAUGCCUGGGAGUAUUGAAAUUCUCUAUAAGAGUAGAGGAUGCGAAGGGCGGAAAUUGCUCGGUUGA
Hypoxylon trugodes is the source of this 1170-nucleotide messenger RNA. RefSeq lists its product as uncharacterized. Lineage: Eukaryota; Fungi; Ascomycota; Sordariomycetes; Xylariales; Hypoxylaceae. The record is from RefSeq and is a predicted model, not a curated record. The transcript has a single exon. Gene Ontology annotation, molecular function: protein binding. Bases 1 to 1170 code for a protein of 389 amino acids.